CGGAACUAGAACCUAGGUAAAUUUCCUGAGUCAUGUUGAUGUUUAUUUCAGUCCAAUUUACCGCUUAGUGAGUUGAGCUAGCUCUCGUUCAUGAUGGAGCAAACUGUUUCAAAUGUGGAAGUCUGUAAUUUAGCCUUCACUGGUGAAUUUGACAAAUUAAAGAAAUGUAUUUUAACGGAUAAAUCGCUCGCUUGCAAAACGGACCAGGACCAAAGGACCGCUCUCCACUGGGCCUGCUCGGCUGGACACGUCAAGAUCGUUGAGUUUCUGUUGGAUUUGGGGGUGGAAGUCAACCUACAAGAUGAUGCCGGUUGGACUCCCCUCCACAUCGCAGCAUCUGCAGGCAGGGAGGAGAUAGUGAAGUCACUGAUUAACAAAGGAGCCCAGCUGAACUCAGUCAACCAGAACGGCUGCACCCCUCUGCACUAUGCUGCCUCCAAGGACAGAUAUGAGAUCGCCCUCCUGUUGUUGGAGAGUGGAGCGAACCCUAAUGUCACAGAUAAACUGGAGUCUACUCCCCUACACAGAGCUUCAACCAAGGGCAACUGCCGUCUGAUCCAGCUGCUGCUCAAACAGCGCGCUUCUACCAACAUACAGGACUCUGAGGGAAACACUGCACUCCACCUGGCGUGUGACGAGGAGCGUGUGGAGGCAGCUAAACUCCUGGUGGAGAACGGAGCCAGCAUCUACAUAGAGAACAAGGAGGAGAAGACACCAUUACAGAUCUCUAAAGGAGGUCUGGCCACUCUGCUGAGGAGGAUCGUAGGAGGAAACGUCUGAUCCAUCUGACUACACACUGAAGCAGCGAGAAGAUCCAGUCGACGUGGUCUAAAUGGGCUUCCUCAUCUCACCUCUCCAUCCUUUCUCCUCAUCUCUCCUUUAUCUGUGCUGAUUUGAGGAAACAGGAUAAACUCUUCCAUAUUACGUUGACCUAUCCUCUAUAUUCCAGUCCGGGGGGAGGGUACUUCCACCAGGCCAGUAACAGUUCACUGGAGAUGAGGGAGAGGUGAUGAGGAGGCCACUGGACUAUUGAGAUGCAGUCUGUAUGGCAGCAUUUUGGUUGGAGGAAAGAGAUUUUCUGACUGGAUGUAUCUCAGAGACUGACCAUGAUAACACCCUACAGCUACUUACCAGAGAAACCUAUGUUGUAAGUUUGAAACUGUUCUAGAAAUUCAGCUUCUUAAAACUUGUUUAAAAAAAAAGAUGUAAUAAGUUGGUGUCUUAACAACUUGAUUAAAUGAAUCACCUCAACUAUAUAUGUUAAUAUCCAGCCCUAUUUAAAACAUGUUUCACUGUCUGGAUGUGUAAUGUGAUUUGGUAGUAAGUUCAUUGCAUUCAUUUGAUUCCAAUUAAAUUGAUAAUCUGUAACAAGUUACAUUAAAUUCCUAUUUUGGUUGUGAA
Molecule: messenger RNA, 1401 nt
Organism: Oncorhynchus nerka (sockeye salmon)
Lineage: Eukaryota; Metazoa; Chordata; Actinopteri; Salmoniformes; Salmonidae
Gene: psmd10
Product: proteasome 26S subunit, non-ATPase 10
Exons: 5
Coding region: 91-780 (229 amino acids)
Molecular function (GO): protein binding
Source: RefSeq, a predicted model, not a curated record